This is a messenger RNA of Vanrija pseudolonga, 1512 nucleotides long. RefSeq names its product putative assembly chaperone of rpl4 (gene SPBC16D10.01c). The record is from RefSeq and is a predicted model, not a curated record. Gene Ontology annotation, molecular function: protein binding. The coding region runs from base 29 to 1189 and encodes 386 amino acids. Lineage: Eukaryota; Fungi; Basidiomycota; Tremellomycetes; Trichosporonales; Trichosporonaceae. The transcript has 5 exons.
AUCCAUCUCACGACCUCACGACAAAACAAUGGUCAAGACAAAGUCCAAGGCGCGCAAGGGAGCAGUAGCGAAGGCACCUAAGCCUGCGCCGUCAGGUUCGGCUGCCGAUGUCCCAGGUCUCAUUGACAAGGCGCACGUCCUGCUCGCGCAGUCCAACUUUGACCUGGCGAUCAAGUUCCUCGAGCGCGCGCUGCAGCUCGAGCCGACCAAUCUUGAGGCGCGCGAGCUGCUUGGCGUCGCAGAGCUGGAGGAGGGUGAUGGAGACAAGGGACGCGAGGGCCGGCAGCACCUCCUCCACCUGUUCCCCCCGCACACGGCCGAGCCACCCAGCUCCCCCUCGCCAUACCUCUACCUCGCGCAGAGCGCAUCCGAGCCGCAGGAGGCGCUGGGGUACUACUCGACCGCGGCGGCCAUGAUUGAGAACAAGCUGAACGGAAAGGGCAAGGGCAAGGCCGCGGACCCCGCCGAGGUGGAGGAGGAGCGCCGCAUGGCGGUCACUUCGCUGAUUGCCAUGAUUGAGAUCUGGAUGAGCGACCUGUGCUUCGAGGCCGAGGCGUCAAAUAACUGCGACGCGCUGAUCGCGCGCGCCGUGUCGGUCGCACCGAAUGACCCAGAGGUGCUCCUUACCCUCGCGUCCAUCCGCCUCUCGCAGUCCAAGUUUGACGAGGCCAAGGCGACGAUUCUGCAGGUGUACUCUGACCUUGAGGGCCGGGAUCCAUUCGACCCCAUGCUCCCGGGUCUGCCGGUGCGGUUGACGUUUGCGCGCCUGCUCCUCGAGCACCACCUGCACCUCGAGGCGCUGGACAUCCUGUCCACCGUGCGCGAGGAGGACUCGCUCGAGGUCGAGGGCGCGUACCUCGAGGGCUGGGCGUACCACCUGCGCGGGGAGGCUGUCGAGGCGGACCCGACGCUGCUCGCAGCGGCGUCCAACGACGACAACGACGAGGACAAGCCCCUGACCGUGGCGGAGAACUAUGCCGAGUCGAUGCGCGCGCUGCUCGAGGCCGCCAAGCUCUUCACCGAGCAGGAGUACCCCGACGAGGGCAUCGGCGCGCACAUCCAGGAGCUGCUCAAGGGCCUCGAGGCGCGCGGCGUCCAGCCCGCAGUCAACGAGGAGGCGGAGGACGACGCGGCCGACGAGGGCGGCUGGGAAGAUGUCGAGGGCGACGGCGACGUCGAGAUGGCCUAGGUGCCGGGGUUGGCUGGCCCACAACAACAAUAGACUCGGAACGAUCCAUGCUAGAUAAUGCGAUGUACAACAGUGCCGUGGCCGUGCUACGCUGCUACUACUUCUUGAGAGCGGCCUUCUCGGCGCGCGCCCGCGCCCGCGCCACCUCGUUGGCCCACCAGUCCUCCAUGUCGCUGCUGACGCCGAUAUGCCGCACGCUGGGCUCGGACAGCAUCUCGAGGGUACGCCCGAACUUGCGGAUCUGGAGUCGAGCAGGUCAGUAGAGUUGCGUUGCGCUGCGCUGCGACAUGACUUGACGCGACGCGACGCCACCACCCACCUGG